CACGUGUGCCAGACUGCGAUUUGGACGUUUUCCACUGCUACCUGCUGUGAAACUCACCUGCAUCAAGAGCUCAUAAAUACACUUACCUCUUAAUUCUAAAUUUAUUUAGACAAAAGCAUAAUCUACACAUUUACACAACACAAUUAUUUUAACACAAAAACAUACACACACACUGCUAAAUUUGAUUAACUUACUUCUAUCUUUCUAUCAAGCAAAAUAUUUGUACUACAUUUGACUUUAUUUUUGCUUCUGAUUUGAAUAACAACUUUUUCCCCCCAGUUCUCUUUUGCUGUGAUUUAACAGAAUGCCACGAAGAGGGCGUCGGUCGGAGGCAGCAAAGAUCAGAUGGAGAAGGAUGGACCCUGAGCCAGAUAUCGCCAAGCCCACGACACCCCAACCCACCCCGCAGGCCUGGUCCCCCACUCAGUCUCCAGAGAAGAAGAAACCCCUACUGAUGGCGUUCGGGCCCCCAGACCAGACAUGUCCCAUGGUGUGCCAGGAGGAACCUCGUGGGCCAUCGACCCCCCUUGGGUCACGUCAAGGGACGGGGUAUCGGCAUCGUGUCAUGCAGUGGGGCUAUUCACGCGUAACCAGGCGUAGGCGCAAGUUCGUGCUCCUAGCUGAGGCUCCAGAGAAAAAGUUUGCUCUAUUGGUUGGCGAUUCCCAUUUGCGAGCUAUUGUGGAUGGGUUUGUCACCAUGCCAGGGAGUACUUUGUCCUUAGGGGUGCUGUCUUCUCCUGGCGCCUCUGCAGACGAGUUGCGGCGUGAGGUGCUCGAUGUGGUUCUGCCUCGGACCCCAGACGUCAUCUGUCUUCUGGCGCCCAGCAACAACUUGAGUUCUAGCACAACCUUCCAGGAGGCGGGACGGGACUUCGACUCUUUGUUACAUACCAUAAGCAACCUCUGUGCUAAUGUGAUUGUUUUGGACUUCCCACCACGGCUCAUCGUUGAGGAGAGGGAGCAGGCACUCCUGCGACAGGAGUACAGCCGUGUAGCAGCCAACAGAAGUAAGUGUUGUUAA
Fundulus heteroclitus (mummichog) is the source of this 1021-nucleotide messenger RNA. RefSeq lists its product as uncharacterized. Lineage: Eukaryota; Metazoa; Chordata; Actinopteri; Cyprinodontiformes; Fundulidae. The record is from RefSeq and is a predicted model, not a curated record. The transcript has 7 exons. Bases 305 to 1021 code for a protein of 238 amino acids.